GCACUCGAACAGGAAAUGACUGACAAAUAGAAAACUGAGUAAAACUAAACAUAUUUUAGCCUUUUUUGUUAUGUCCGAAUCAGCAGGCGUUGUCAGUAAACUCACGGACGGGUUUCUCAGUUUUGGAGAAUCGUUCAUUCCAAGUUCGUAUGUGACGUCCUUCAGGGAACUCAUCUUGGACAACGAAAACACGAUCGCCCUCCAAAUUCUGGUGAUCCUUGUGGUGUGGUUAUUGUUGAAUCUGUGCCUAAUACGAUCAGCUUGGAGCAUUUACUCAAGUGACGUGCAUAGUAUUUUAACAGCUCAAGGCCGCAGUCAGUCAGUUCCAAGAGAAAGAGAACGCAGAGACACAGAUAAUGGUCAUAUGAAGAGAGAGUGACACAUCUGGAACUGACCUAUAAGUAGCAUCUGUCCUUGCAUUCACAAGCAGUUUGAACAAAAGACUGACAAUGGCAGCCAUCAAGAGAUUCUUCCAGAAGAAGAAGUUAGACGUGAAGUUUAAGAAGGCAGGAGAAGGCCACAAGCUAACAGAGGAGAGACAGGCCGCCCCAAGACCCACUGGGCAGAUGUUCGCCUCGGGGUCAAACCGGCCUCAGACCACGGCAGACGCAAAAAGAGCUGGUGAAGCGGCCCUUGCCAGAUUUGAGUCAGAGAAGACAACUAAAGAUGACCAAAGUUUCCAGCUGGCGCGGGUCCGGAUGAAGAAGCAGAUGGAGGGUGAGAAGAAGGCCCUUGAAGAGGCCGAGGCCACGGGAGCCUCGUACAGAGAGGAACCCACCCGGGUGGUCCAGGAUUCUGCCCCAGUCCUCGCCGACAUCCUUUUCAAGUGCCCCGAGAUAGGCCCUGUUGUCCUGCCCAAGAUGGAGAUGGAGGCGUACAUCCACGAGUACCUCCUGGGGAGCCUCGCCGAGGAGCCUGAGAUGACCUCGGCCCUCAUGAUCCACACCCUCAACAAAAACAAGGACAAGGUGAAGGUCGGGAUUGAUACACUCUUGAAGUACAUAGACAACAUCUUGGCGCACCCGGGGGACGAGAAGUACAGCAAGAUCCGGGUCAACAACAAAGCAUUCCAGGAGAGGGUGGCCAGUUUGGAAGGAACUCAUGAGUUUCUUCAGUCAGCGAGGUUCAAUGUUACAGAGCUUCCAUUUGAAGACCAUGAAGAACAGUUUUAUGUCAUGUCCACAGAGGAUUCCAAAGAAGAAGAAAGACUGAAGAAUCUGAAAGAUGUUUUGUUAGCUGCCGAGCCUUUAAGGCCUCAGCUUGACCGGGCUUUGAAAGUGUUUCAUGCGUCAGGUUCAGCGUCCAAGUUCGUUAUUCCUGAUGAGUUUUAUAACAUCACGCCGGAGGAAUUGAAGAAAGAACAACAGCGACAGACGGAAGCUGUCGAGAAGCUGGGCAUGCUCCGAACGAAAGCGAUGCGGGAGAGGGACGAACAGCGGGAACUUCGAAGAUACCGUUACGCUUUACUUAGAGUUCGUUUCCCAAACGGAAUUAUGUUGCAAGGGACUUUUAGGACGGUUGAGAAAUUGCAAGCAAUUCAUGAGUUUAUCCGUGAGAAUUUGCAUGAAGAUUGGAUGCCUUUCCAGCUUAUUACCUCCACUGGGCAGAAGCUGACUGAGGAUGCCAUGACAAUAGCUGAAGCAGGGUUGGCCCCGGCAGCUGUGGUGAACUUUUCGUGGGACCCGACUGUCAUGGCAGAGAUCGCUGCGCAGAAGGGUAAAACACAGGAGGGGAACUAUUUAAAAUCUGAUGUUAUUGUUUUGAUACAGUCUUUGUGAGUUUGGUUGAGUGAGUCUCAUGCAUUCUGGUCACCUCACUAGCUUGAAACACUAAUACAUCUCUGUUGAUAAGGCUUGGCCUGCCUGACUGUGGUUGUGAUGUGACACUGGUCAGACAGUCCAGGGUUAGUUCUACCUAGACCCUUGAAGAUCCGGACUAUGCUUGUCGUAAGAGGCGACUAAUGGGAUCGGGUGGUCAGGCUCGCUGACUUGGUUGGUGCAUGUCAUCAUAUCUCAAUUGUGUGGAUCGAUGCUCAUGAUGUAAAUCAAUGGAUUGUCUGGUCCAGUCUCGAUUAUUUACAGACCGCCAUCAUAUAACUGGAAUAUUGCUGAGUGUGGCAUUGAACAACAAACAAAAGCAUGCUGGUCACCUCACUAGCUUGAAACACUGAUAGGUUCGGCCUGUCUGACUGUGGAUGCGAUGUGACACUGGUCAGAUAGUCUAGGGUUAGUUCUACCUAGGGGGAAGGCUAGUCCAGUAAUCUUACACACUGUAAGAAGGAUUUUUCUAGACCUGCUCCGAGGCCAAUAUUUGGCCCCAAGUCUGAAGCGAUUGUCCAUAAAAAUUCCCAAAUUGGAAUUAACCAUUUCCCAAGAUGGUAUAAUUAAUGUAAUGCUUUGUAGAGGGGACUUGUAUUUCACUGAAAACAACUGUUGUUGAAGGAGAUUUUGUGCUUAUAUUUACAUUAUUGCAAUAAAUGCAAUAUGAAAACACUUUGUUAAGAUAUCACUUAACUAAAACAAAUAGAACAAUAACAAAAUUCCAAUUUUCAACAAUAUGAUGCAAGUUUUGCCCUAUUUGUUCUGCCAAGGGCAGCUUGUUAAGAAUCGUAGAUAAUUUCCUGCGCAAUUGACUACGCAGAGUUGUGUCCCUUUGGCAAGUCAGCAAAAUGAUUGGGGGUUCAAAUCCCAUUCUAAAUAUAUUUAUAGGUUCCUCAGCACAAAUACCCCUCCUUGUGGGUUUAUGGCUUUAUACAUUUUAGGAAAGUAAAGCUUGAGGCUUGUUUGUAUACUAAACAAAAAGAGUUAGGGAUCAUAAUUAUUUUGGAGGAUAUUUUUGUGAAAUUGCAUACUCAAUCUUCACUACAAAAAAAAUACAAUAAAAUAUUCCUGGCCCCUCACUUUCUUGUUCAGUUUAUGAAGCCAGACCAGUUUCUAGAUUUAGUUGUUUUCUUGGUCAGAGUGCCAGAAACAGAAAGGCGAA
Molecule: messenger RNA, 2982 nt
Organism: Haliotis rufescens (red abalone)
Lineage: Eukaryota; Metazoa; Mollusca; Gastropoda; Lepetellida; Haliotidae
Product: UBX domain-containing protein 6-like
Exons: 3
Coding region: 450-1778 (442 amino acids)
Cellular component (GO): cytoplasm
Molecular function (GO): protein binding
Source: RefSeq, a predicted model, not a curated record